This is a messenger RNA of Manis javanica (Malayan pangolin), 1027 nucleotides long. NCBI's taxonomy places the organism in Eukaryota, Metazoa, Chordata, Mammalia, Pholidota, Manidae. The record is from RefSeq and is a predicted model, not a curated record.
AAAAGAAACGAGGGAGAUAAAGAGGAAGAAAAACGUAGCGAACCGAAUAAAACCGGUGACGGAGGCCCAAGAGCGCCCGCCCGCGCCACCCGCGCCACCCGCGUGCCCGCCCGUGCCGAGUCCGCCGUCUGCCGGGCCACGUGACGCGGCCAAGAUGGCCGACGGGAAGGACGGCUGUCCAGCAGGGCAGGCGCCGACGCCGGAGCCCGGGCCCGAGUCGGGAGAAGAGUUCGAGAUCGUGAACCGGAGCCAGCUACCGGGCGCGGGCGAGCUGCGGGGCACGGCGAGGCCGCGGCCGGCGGCCGAGGGCUGGUCGGUGCCCAUCCUGACCCUGGCGCGGAAGGCCACCGGCAACCUGUCGGCGAGCUACGGAGGCGCGCUGCGCACGGCCGCGGGCCUGGGCGGCGCGGACAGUGGCGCGGACGGCGCGGCCCGCGCAGCUUCCAAGUGCCAGAUGAUGGAGGAGCGUGCCAACCUGAUGCACAUGAUGAAACUCAGCAUCAAAGUCUUGCUCCAGUCUGCUCUGAGUCUGGGCCGCAGCCUGGAUGCAGACCAUGCCCCCUUGCAGCAGUUCUUCGUAGUGAUGGAGCACUGCCUCAAACAUGGGCUGAAAGUUAAGAAGAGUUUUAUUGGCCAAAAUAAAUCUUUCUUUGGGCCUUUGGAGCUGGUGGAGAAACUUUGUCCAGAAGCAUCAGAUAUAGCCACUAGUGUCAGAAAUCUGCCAGAGCUAAAGACAGCUGUGGGAAGAGGCAGAGCCUGGCUGUAUCUUGCACUCAUGCAAAAGAAACUGGCAGAUUAUCUGAAAGUGCUUAUAGACAGUAAACAUCUCUUAAGUGAGUUCUAUGAGCCCGAAGCGCUGAUGAUGGAGGAAGAAGGGAUGGUGAUCGUUGGUCUGCUGGUGGGCCUCAAUGUUCUUGAUGCCAAUCUCUGCUUAAAAGGAGAAGACUUGGAUUCUCAGGUAGAACAGGAAUUUGUACUCUACAUGGAAUGCCUGCUUUGGGCCAGGGAUUGAACGUAGAAUCUGCAG